Molecule: messenger RNA, 807 nt
Organism: Schistocerca nitens (vagrant locust)
Lineage: Eukaryota; Metazoa; Arthropoda; Insecta; Orthoptera; Acrididae
Product: trypsin-3-like
Exons: 4
Coding region: 1-807 (268 amino acids)
Biological process (GO): proteolysis
Molecular function (GO): serine-type endopeptidase activity
Source: RefSeq, a predicted model, not a curated record
AUGGAGCUGCUGCGGAAGGCCAGCAGCGCGCUGUGCGCGUCGACACACUCGCGCUUCGCGCGCCUCCGGGCCGACACGGCGCCCAAGAUAGAGCUCGAGCCGCCGGGCACCGUCAGCCCGGCCGCCUUCAACGUCUUCGUCGUGUUCGGCGUGCGGCCCUGCUCGGGCGUGCUCGUCUCCGAGUGGUACAUCCUCACCAGCGCCUACUGCACCGAGCACGCCGUAAACGGCACCGCCUUCCUGGGCGGCACCAAGUACCAGUCGAUGGCGGACGUGCGGCAGCCGGAGGUGGUGGUGGCGGUGGUCAGCGACAUCCGCGUCUUCAGCGGUUCCGACCGCCACCUGGACCACGACGUGGCGAUCGGCAAGCUGUCGAGGAAGUGCGAUCCGAAUGCCAACAUCAACCACGUCGCACUCACCUCGGUCACCAAGUGGGACGAGCCCAGGGUGGGCAUCAUGAUGGGCUUCGGCGAGACGUUCGAAGGGGACUCUGCGCACGUGCUGGGCAGCGCGAGUGUGACGCUGGAGUGCGGCGAGAUGUGCAGCCAGGAGGUGCCCGCCUACCGCCUGGGCCAGAACGCGCUCUGCGGCGUCAACACGACGUACGCCAUGUGCUGGGGCGACAUGGGCGGCGCCGUCAUAGACAACGAGGGGAAGCUGGCGGGGCUGAUAGCGUACAAGACGUUCAAGUCGUCCGAGCAUCAGACCACGCGCCUGUGUGCCCAGAAGGCCAAGAACAUAUUCUUCAUGUUCAUCGGCUACUACCGCGACUGGAUCAAUUCCGUCAUCUCCGCGUCGGAAACAUAG